CCCCGGAAGCGGUGACCUGGGCCACUCCUCCGGCCGAGUGACUGGUUCUUGGGUUUACCUACCAAUUGCUGCGCGGCUCGGAUCCUCUGGUUCAUGGACCGCACAUGUGAGGAGAGGCCCGCAGAGGAUGGGAGAGACGAGGAGGACCCCGACUCCACGGAAGCCCCAGCCCGGAUCCGGGACACUCCGGAAGAUAUCGUGCUGGACGCUCCGGCCAGUGGACUGGCGUUCCAUCCGGCCCGCGAUCUCCUGGCGGCUGGGGACGUGGACGGGGACGUGUUCGUCUUUUCCUACUCCUGCCAAGAGGGAGAAACCAAGGAGCACUGGUCCUCAGGUCACCACCUCAAGUCCUGCCGAGCCGUUGUCUUCUCUGAAGAUGGGCAGAAACUUGUUACUGUGUCCAAGGACAAAGCCAUCCAUUUUCUAGAUGUGGAGCUGGGACGACUGCAAAGACGCAUUUCCAAGGCUCACAGUGCCCCCAUCAACAGCCUGCUGCUGGUGGAUGAGAAUGUUCUGGCAACUGGGGAUGACACAGGUGGCAUCCGCCUCUGGGACCAGCGGAAGGAGGGCCCCUUAAUGGAUAUGCGGCAGCAUGAGGAGUACAUUGCUGACAUGGCUCUGGACCCAGCCAAGAAGCUGCUGCUGACAGCCAGCGGAGAUGGCUGCCUUGGUGUCUUCAACAUCAGACGACGCCGGUUCGAGUUGCUCUCCGAGCCUCAGUCUGGAGACCUGACCUCUGUCACACUUAUGAAAUGUGGGAAGAAGGUGGCCUGUGGCUCCAGUGAAGGUACCAUCUACCUCUUCAACUGGGAUGGCUUUGGGGCCACAAGUGACCGCUUUGCCCUGAGAGCUGAGUCCAUUGACUGCAUGGUUCCAGUCACUGAGAGUCUGCUGUGUACCGGCUCCACUGAUGGAGUCAUCAGGGCUGUCAACAUCCUGCCAAACCGAGUGGUGGGCAGUGUGGGCCAACAUGCCGGGGAACCUGUGGAGAAGCUAGCCCUCUCCCACUGUGGCCGCUUCCUGGCCAGCAGUGGCCAUGACCAGCGCCUCAAGUUUUGGGACAUGGCCCAGCUGCGGGCUUUGGUGGUGGAUGACUACCGCCGGCGCAAGAAAAAGGGAGGGCCACUACGGGCGCUGAGCAGCAAGGCCUGGAGCACGGAUGACUUCUUUGCAGGACUGAGGGAGGAGGGAGAGGACGCCACAGCUCAGGAGGAGGAGGAGACUGAGGAUGACAGUGACUGAGGGAAUGAGCUGAAUCUCAGGAUGGGUUCUCAGCGGACAAGAGUCUUGUUUUCUGGGCUGGAUCCCUAGAGAGGCUGGGAAUUUAAAAUAUCCUAUUGUGCACAAGAAGAUGCUCAGGAUCGGCACACUGACGUGGGGAAGUACUUGCCCUGUAGCAGCUGCUCACUCCACCACUGUAAGACAAGCCCACAGCUGGCACAAGACAGCACAGACACAGGUGUAAACCAACCAGGGGUUUAAUAUAAAUACAACCAGCAUAGAAAAACUCAAAACUACGCAUACACCAAAACCAGAAUGCCAAGUGGUUGGGGCAAAGGCAGAUUUCUGACCCUUUGGCUCAGCCAGCCCCCAAAUAAAAACAUCAACAAAGACAAAUCAAGAAAAUAAGAAGCAAAGAUUCAUGCUAAGCUGUGGGAGGAGAGAGGGGUGUGUGUGCGACUGUGUGUCAGAGAACAACCCUGGGGUCAGGUUAAACCCCAGGCUGGGAGGGAGAAGGGAAGCUCCCUCACCACAACUUAGCCAAACUUGAGCUGCCCCGAGGUGCUGUGGGCCCUGCCUCAGCUGGGAGGCUGUGUCAGGCCUAGGGCAGGGCCCAUGCUCCUCCCCUUCUUGGGAUCAGAUAGCAGCUGCCCAGGCCUGCUGGGCCAGGGACUGACACAGGCUCUGCCUACUCAUUCAGGCUGCCUGGGGAGAGGAUUAGGUCACUGCUGAACCAUGGUACCUCCUGCCUCAGCCGC
Molecule: messenger RNA, 1979 nt
Organism: Globicephala melas (long-finned pilot whale)
Lineage: Eukaryota; Metazoa; Chordata; Mammalia; Artiodactyla; Delphinidae
Gene: WDR55
Product: WD repeat domain 55
Molecular function (GO): protein binding
Source: RefSeq, a predicted model, not a curated record